Messenger RNA from Corythoichthys intestinalis (scribbled pipefish), 3778 nucleotides. It is a transcript of the gene kbtbd2, whose product is annotated as kelch repeat and BTB (POZ) domain containing 2. Bases 428 to 2317 code for a protein of 629 amino acids. Lineage: Eukaryota; Metazoa; Chordata; Actinopteri; Syngnathiformes; Syngnathidae. The transcript is spliced from 4 exons. The record is from RefSeq and is a predicted model, not a curated record. Gene Ontology annotation, molecular function: protein binding.
UCUACGCAUGCGCAGUGUGUUUCCCCGGCCUCCACCGCUCUGUGCUUUUCGGGCGCUCAAAAAUGUGCUGGAAGCUUUUGGGAUCACCUCACCCGAGCUCAGUUCUUUACCAUCAAAACUCACCUUUGGAACGUCACUCGACACCCCCGCUGAUAGGAAAAGCUUUUGUGACACUUUACUCCUCCGAGUCAUCAUCAAACUACCGUUCCCGCUGAUGUAAUUGUGUUGUUAGGCAGACCCUCCACUGGCUGUGUGACCUCUGACCUCAACCGGGCAGAGGGUUCAUUCCCAGCUCGGACCGACGUCCCACUCCCACAAUCCCCUCCCCGGAAUCCCUCGGUUGUUUUUUCUUUCCGUCAGUAUCGAGCCCGGUUCGGCCGGCCUUGCACACUCUACAAAGCUGGGGCGCGAUUCGUGUGAUGCGACCAUGUCGGGUCUGGGCGAGCGCAGGCCGGUCAACGCGGACUACGCCGUCUCGCUGCUGGAGCAGCUCAAGUUCUUCUACGAGCAGAAGCUGCUGACGGAUGUGGUGUUGCUGGUGGACGACAGCGAGUUCCCGUGCCACAAGAUGGUGCUGGCCGCGUGCAGCUCCUACUUCAGGGCGAUGUUCAUGGGUGGCUUGAGCGAGAGCAAGCAGACGCACGUCCACCUGAGGAACGUGGACGCCACCACGCUACAGAUCAUCAUCACCUACGCCUACACGGGCCAUUUGGCCAUCAGCGACAGCACCGUGGAGCCGCUGUACGAAACCGCCUGCUUCCUGCAGGUGGAGGACGCCCUGCUGCAGUGUCGCGACUACCUGGUGAAGAAGAUCAACCCGGAGAACUGCGUGCGCAUGCUGAGCAUCGGCGACCUGUUCAGCUGCAGCGAGCUCAAGCAGAGCGCCAAGCGCAUGGUGGAGCACAAGUUCCCCACCGUGUACCGGCAGGACGCCUUCCUGCAGCUGUCGCACGAGUUGCUCGUGGAUGUCCUGAGCAGCGACAACCUCAACGUGGAGAAGGAGGAGACGGUCCGCGAGGCGGCCAUGCUUUGGCUAGAGUACAACAUGGAGGCGCGCUCGCAGCACCUGUCGUCGGUGCUCAGCCAGAUCCGCAUCGACGCGCUGUCGGAGGUGACGCAGCGGGCGUGGUUUCAGGGCCUGCCGCCCAACGACAAGUCGGUGGUGGUGCAGGGGCUCUAUAAGUCCAUGCCUAAGUUUUUCAAGCCACGCCUGGGAAUGACCAAGGAGGAGAUGCUGAUCUUUAUGGAGGCGCUGUCGGAAACGACGGGCCUGAGCGUGAUGAUGUCCAUGACGCCCGGCGCCAUGGUGUGCUACAGCCCCCAGGCGGAGAAGGUUUACAAACUCUGCAACCCGCCGCAGAACCUGCGCAAAAUGGGGACCCUGGUGACGCCCGACAACGACUUGUUUAUCGCCGGCGGAGAGAUCGUCCUGGAGAACGCCGUCGGGCGUGGAGGCGGCCCGCAAGUGCUGGUGGACUCGGUGGACAGUUUCUUCUGGCUGGACGCGCAGCAGAACUCCUGGGUGGCCAAAACGCCCAUGCUGUGCGCCCGCCGCAAGCCCUCGCUGGUGUACUGCGACGGUUUCAUUUACGCCGUGGGCGGAGACAGAGUGGGCGGCGAGCUGGACCGCCGCACGGUGGAGCGCUACGACCGCGCCAAGGACGAGUGGACCAUGGUGAGCCCGCUGCCGGCGGCGUGGUUCUGGAGCACCUGCGUGGCGGCGCACGGCUGCAUCUACUUGCUUACGCACGACCUCACGUACUGCUACCUGCCGCGCGCCGACGCCUGGGCCGAGAUGGCAACGCGCAAGAUCAGCCGCUGCUACGCCUCAGCCGCCGCUUUCGGGGACUUCAUCUUUUACCUGGGCGGCGCGGACAUGAGAGACGGCGGGGGCGCAAGGCUACCCCUGCCCGGCCCGGCUGACGUCUCCUCGCUAGUUGUGGAGAUCUACGACGUCCACAAAAACGAGUGGAGGCGUGCGGCCGACGUGCCGACUAAGCGCUACUCGGACCCCUGCGUGCGCGCUGUGGUGCUGCUGGACGGGUUGUGCGUAUUCAUGCGAGAGACUCCCAUGCACGACAGGCCCAAAUACUCCAUCUACCAGUACGACGUGGAGCUGGACAGCUGGUUCCUGAUGCAACCCGUGUCUGAGCGUGUGCUGUGGGAGCUGGGCAACGCCUUCCACUGUGCCGUGGGGAAGCUCUACCCGUCCUGCCUAGAGGAGUCUCCAUGGAAGCCGCCCGCCUACCUCUUCUCGCCCGACGACGCAGAGGAAUUCGAAGUGGACGGCGAGUUGGUCUCCUUCCCCCUGGCGUAGAAAUCUCCCUUUUUUUCUCAAUUCUCGUAACACGGCACGGCGGAUAGUUAGUUAGUCCCCAUGUUCAGGGUUGGGACGUUUCCUGUUUUCGGAGUUUUGCAUGUUCUCCCCGUGCUAGCGUGGGUACUACAGCUUCCUCCCACAUUCCGAAAACGCGCAUGUUAAUGUUACGAAAAACAACGACUCAAAAUUGGACUGAAAGUUUGAAUUUUCUCCGUAUGCGACUCAGCAAAAGUUAAGCUGUCCAAACGGCCGCAUUUUUUUCAGACUAUUCGUCGCACUGGCAUAUAAGAUGCGUUUCGUCAGAGGGUUUGCGAUAACCGAUUAACAGUUAUUCCGAUUUAGAAUAAACAAGUUUUUUUGAGAAAUACCUAAAAGUAAUCGGUCACGUAGCCAUAUUUUUGGGACUAUAAGUCGCACCAGCUAUGAAUAGCUAUAUAUAUAUUAUAUGCGUUUUUUUGGGGACAAACAAAUAGAAACAUUAUACGUCAUAGUUAUAACAUGGAGAACAACAGGCUAAAUAGCCAUCUGUUAACGCAACGUAUUAAGUUAUGCCUAUAACUGAAGUGUAAACAACUGGUACAAAUGCGAUUUAUACUCUGGAAAAAUAUGGUACUUGAGUGUAUUUUUUGGCUCUAGGUGGCGCCAAAGAGAAAGUUGAAUUGGGUUAGUUUUUUUUUUUUUAGAUGAAACGUUCAUGAACCAUUUCAUUGGCUGCCAUUUAUUCUAUUCAUAGAGUAUUUUUGUUAGCCAAAACUGUCAAAUUUUGACAAUUUUGACUUUUUCUGAGUUGCGUACACGCCCUGUGAUUGACUGGCGACCAAUUGAGGGUGCAAGCGUUACCAAAAAAUGUCCCAUACCCCGAUCCGAUUACUUUUUAGUUUAGGUUGCUUUGUUUUUCAGGUUUUAGGGGUGCGGCAAGGGCGACUGCAGGUCCAGUCGCUCGCCCGCCGCGCCCACUUCCACACAACCUUGGGUUUUACUCACGCUGACCCUCACACACGCAAAACCUCCACUAUCAGCAUUUCUCAUUUCCAAGCUGCUGAAGUAUAUAUUAUAUAUAUGAUAAAAUAUCUAUUUUUCAUAUGUUUAAACAUAGCGUGGGGGGAAAAGACCAGGUCUAUUUUGUAUUAGUGUUUUUUUUUUUUAUUAUUAUUUAAUAUCAGACAUUACUGUAGUGUGACUGUGUCCUCGUCCGCUAACAUUGUUCCUGGAGGGGGUGCUUGUUGCUAUGGAAACCAGCCCCUGGCAACCACUAGCAGUAGUCUGGGGAGGGGCGGGGCUUCAACUCAUGAGCACAGGUGCUUCAUGGCAGACGUUUCAAGCAUGUUUGGCUGCAUCAUAUUCCUUUGGCACUGUAUUUUCAUUGAACGUUAAUUUAUUAAAAAGUCAUACCAAAAGUUUUUUGUUCUUGAUUUGAGGAUUUAAAACUUUAUUUUAAUACAGCAAUAUAGUUUGUUU